Messenger RNA from Carassius carassius (crucian carp), 5428 nucleotides. Its product is annotated as myocardin-related transcription factor A-like. NCBI's taxonomy places the organism in Eukaryota, Metazoa, Chordata, Actinopteri, Cypriniformes, Cyprinidae. The transcript is spliced from 17 exons. Gene Ontology annotation, biological process: smooth muscle cell differentiation. The record is from RefSeq and is a predicted model, not a curated record. Bases 1 to 3249 code for a protein of 1082 amino acids.
AUGGCGACUAUUGGGGAGGAUUCAGGUCCCGGUGCCCCAACUGAUGCCACAGGCUCCGCCUCCAGUCCACAGAGUGAUGCUGUAACCAAUGAGCUGCAAGAACUGUCUCUACAGCCCGCCCCCAACUUACUUCCUAUUCAUGAGAGGAAAAAUGUGCUCCAACUAAAACUUCAGCAGAGACGGACUCGAGAAGAGCUGGUUAACCAGGGGAUCAUGCCACCACUGAAAAGUUCUGCAUCCUUUCAUGAGCAGAGACGAAGUUUAGAACGAGCUCGGACUGAGGACUACCUGAAGAGAAAGAUCCGCAGUCGUCCAGAGAGGUCAGAGCUGGUCAGGAUGCACAUUCUUAAAGAGACGUCAGCAGAGCCGUCUCUUCAGGCCAAGCAGCUUCUGCUGAAACGAGCUCGACUAGCCGACGAUCUGAAUGAUAAAAUCUCCCAGCGGCCCGGUCCGAUGGAGCUCAUUCACAAAAACAUCCUGCCAGUGGACAGCAGCCUCAAACAAGCCAUCAUAGAGACUGAGUUUCCAAAAGUAGAAGUGGAGAACUCUUCAUUCGACGAGGAAAGCAGUGACGCAUUCUCACCAGAGCAGACCCUCCAUCAGGACUCUCCCCUCGGCCAAGGACACUUACCUUCCCCCCCUGAGAUACCGGCCAGUGAAACCACACCCAAACAGGUCCCACCUCCUCCUCCUCCUCCUCCUCCUCCACCGCUGCCAAACACCGCUGGUCCUGCCCCUAAGCAGAAACUAGCCAAUGGGACAACAGGCCACAAGCAAGCUCCUGCACUACAAAAGGGUGGUAAAGUGGGUAGUGAGCGCCCUGUUCAGCGCUCUAAAAAGGUGAGAGAGAACAAACCAAAAGUGAAGAAGCUGAAGUAUCACCAGUAUAUUCCUCCGGACCAGAAAGCCGAACGUGAGCCUCCACCUCUGCUCGACUCCUCCUAUGCCAAACUCCUCUAUCAACAGCAGCUCUUCCUCCAGCUGCAGAUCAUCAACCAACAGCAGCAGAACUACAACUACCACACCAUCCUGCCUGCUCCACCCAAGCCUCCUUCUGAUCAGCAGCCUGUUUCAACCAACGGCUCAUCGCCAUCCAAAAAUGACACGCCUCCUCAAUCAACAUCCACUAAUCUGUCUGGCCAGAAUCAGCAGAUCACUGCAUUUAAAAUAGGACCUCUGCCUCCCAACCUGGAUGAACUAAAGGUGGCAGAGCUGAAGCAGGAGUUAAAAAUGCGGGGCUUAACUGUCUCAGGCACCAAAAAUGAUCUUAUUGAGCGGCUGAAGAAUUUUCACGAGCAGAACGGUGCUUCUUCUAAAACCAGCACAGCAUCACCCCCUGUAGUGGGAGGAGUCUCUUCCUCCACCCAAUCAACAGGCAGGGGCAUGGUGGUUGCUUCCUUCCCAUUCGUCACGACUGCAGAAAGGGGUGGAGCUCAGAUGACAGCGCAUCAGAUAAUGCAGUUUGGCAGCACUAGCUCCUCCCCUCCGGUUUCCCCCGCCCACUCAGAGCGCUCUUCGACUGGAAUGAGCCCAGAUGAAACAAGCAGUAAUGGGGAUGCUUUUGGGGAAAUGGUGACCUCUCCUCUUACCCAGCUCUCCUUGCAAACUUCUCCUCCUCUCCCCUCCACGAUCUGCAUUAAAGAGGAGCCCGGCAGCUGGACGUCCCCGUCCUCCUGCUGUCUGGGGUCCCAGUCUGCAGCACCCGCUAUAGACAAGGACCAGAUGCUGCAGGAGAAGGACCGGCGCAUCCAGGAGCUCACACGCAUGCUGUUGCAGAAGCAGCAGCUGGUCGAAUCUCUGCGCUCGCAGCUGGAGGGCAAACAGGUGGGUCUGCCGCUCCUUCCUGGUGUCACUAUGGAGGCGGUCAGGGUGACCAUAAAGGAAGAGGUCAUAGAGGUGUUUGAAGACAGCGAGAUGGUGACAGAGCCGCCGGUAUUCCCACAGGCAGGGCAGACGCAGACGCAGACGCAGACGCAGACGCAAAGGAUGGCGGCUGCACUGGAGGUGGAGCAGGACCGGCAGCAGCAGCUCAUAAUGCAACAGAAUCAGCGCAACCUGCAGCGACAAGCACAUCAGAGGAAGAGGAAAUCCCAAAAACAACAGCUCAACCAACAAAAACAACAGUUGGCUCAAGCACUUACCAACCAGCAGUCAAGUCCUGUUUCUUCAUUCCCAGUGGACGUACUGAAAUCAACCUCCACCCCCACCAUAGUGACCGACAGAAAUGGCAACCAGUUCCUGCUAACACUGUCGAAUCAAAACGCAGAGGCGCCUGCCAGAGGACGCCGCGCCCAGAGCAAAAGGCUGCAGUCUACACCCAUCAUGUUAGCCAACAAGUCAGUGACUGAAGUGCUUAACAAUAACAACCAAUCUGAACAGCCCAUACAAACCGUCAUUUUGAAACAGCCAAUCAAAAAGGCACUAAAGCCAGACCUAAAUAUGACGACCAAUUACAAAUCAUCCAGCUGUACAUCCAUCUCAUCACAAGCCAAUAUACAACCAUUCUUCUCUCAAGUGGAAUCCAUGAACGACACCGAGGCCUUCCCCUCAUUUCCCAACAACAACAACAACAACGUAAGAGAGAAGUGUUUGAAUUUGGACCAGCAUGCUUUGCUCUCUCCUCCCAGCUUGUGUUCACCCAUAGCUCUUUGUCAUCAGGAGAAUGGCUGUCACCAGCAGGUUGACGACCUGUUUGACAUCCUAAUUCAACGUGGAGAAAUCUCAGAGAAUUUCAAAGCCAGCCCUGAUCCUGUUCUCGAAAGGCUUCGGCCGAACACACCUCUUUCGUCAAGCUCCUCCCCUCUCUGUCUUUCCCAUCCUCCUGAUAUGCCCUUCAAAACUUUCAUUUUACAACCUCAGCUUCCUUCAAUUAAGGCGCACAUCAACUGUGACACAGGAGGGGGGCGUCUUGAAGAUUUCCUGGAAAGCACAACUGGCAAACCUUUGCUGGGAGUGGAGCCAGGAGGACCGACGACGCUAAUUGUUGACCUCCACAACCAAAUGCUCAGCACACCGAGUAUCCUAGACCACCCACGUUCCCCAAUGGAUACGUGUGACAUGAGUUUUUCCAGUCACUCGCCUUCAGAUCUGAUAGACUCCGCCCCCGAUCCAAUGGAAUGGAUGGAGCUCGGAAUGGGCGGGGCUGGAGGGGAGGGGCAUGGGAUGGUACAUAUGAAUGGACACGAGUCCUCUAGCUUAUUUUCCACAGACUUUCUGGACACUUCUGAUCUGAAUUGGUCCAGCUUAUAGUUCAUGGGAUAUUGCAGACUGCCAUAUUUUUGGAAAGGGCCUAUUAUGGAAUAGCUUGCUUUACAUAGUACAGUUUAUAUUUGUCUCCACAAGUGAAAAAAGUAUGGAUAUUCAAAAUACUAAUUUAACUUGGAUUAUGUUACACUUUAUCCCUCACCUUUGCUUGCACAAACGCUCACACCACUGAUUGCACGCAUAUGUCACAGAGCUGUCUACAUAACAUUUUAAUCUGGAAGGUGUCAUUUGUUGUGCUUUUGUUUAUCUGAAACACAUAACCUAAAUAUCUCAAAUUUGCAUAUUUGAACAAGAUGUCUUUGUGUAUUUUAUUAUUUAAAAUAUGUGAGUUGCUCUUGUAAUUAAUGACACUUAAAACAAGAUGUUUUCUAGAUGAUGGAGUCCUCUGUGAUGUAUGUGUGCUUAUGGAAACAUGAUAAUGCAUACAAACAAGCGACAGACCUUGUUUUUGCAUCAAUUUGAGCAAAUUCAUUCACUAAGUGCAGCUUUUGAAUUUAAUUCACCUUUAAAUUUGAUUUUGCGGCAUUAAACAAAAAACAAACAAACGAAGAAAUCUGACUUUAUCAAAGAUAGUUGGUAAACUUAUGCACACUAGUUAUUAAAAACUCAAUAGCUUUUAAAGAUACACCGGGAUUUUACUAUUUAUAGUACUGAACUUAUGUUGCUAAUAUUUUUAUAUUAUAAGCAGGUUAUAAACAGGUUUUUAGCAUUGACAUUCAUGUUACCAUAAGGGUAUUUUUAAUAAUAAUAAUGAAGAUAAUAAUAAUAAUAAUAAUCAUCAUUUGUAGUUAUUAUUACUUUUAUUAUUAUUAAUAAGUAGUACUUAACACUGUUUAAAUUCAGUUAGAUAUUUGUUAAGCAAGAGACUCGCAGUAAGUAGAUAGUGUAUCCACAUCAUUUUGUUUAUGUGCCAAAAAUAUUAUUUUAUGGCUAUAUAGAUAGCCAGUAAGCUAUUUAAUUGAAUUUUAAAACAGCAGUUGGACUAUGCUACUUUAGCCAUUUUUUUUUUCCAAUAUGGAAAGACAAGCCAUUCAAACCAUGUUUUUGUUAGCGUGUGCUAGCAUUGCAACCUGAUGAGAGCUGCCAGAUGAAGUUUUAAUUGCAUAGUUAAUUGCGUAGUUAAUAGUACAAGAUCACAAAAUUCCCAGAGUGCUUGACAGUUAAGAGUAUAACUCCGAAUUAAUAGCUUUGUGUUACUCCUUAUCCUUGCCAGGUUCACAUUACAUGGCAUCACCAAAGUACAGUAUGAGACAAAUUUUAAUCACAUUUUAGAAAACUGAAGAGAGGUCUUACUGUUUCAUAUUUCUUUAGAUCCAGUAAAUCUAAAUAUUUUGAUGAAACUGUGCAUGACCUAUAUUGUAUAAGUUCUGGGAAAUUACUUUAUUACAUUACAUUUUAAUUUAAUGUUCUUAAAAUUCAAACAUGCCUGUAACUUUCAGAAAUAUUGCCUCUAUCUUAUAGAUCUGAAUGGGAAUUAUCAAAUGUUUUAUUGUGUAUAUAUUAUGCAUUGUAUAUGAACUAAAAUGUUGUAUAUGCCUAUGCAGCGUACUGUAUGUACUGCACUGUAUUUUAUCAAUACUUCUGUCUGUAGGCUGAAGUUUUGAUAAAAGAAUAUGAGCCUAUAAGAGAUAGUGAAUGUUUCUAAGAUGAUCUGAAUGUAUAGUUCUUAGUGUAUAAAAUAUUAUGAGAAAUACACAAGGCAUAAUCACAUCUAAUGAAUAAGCAACAUUCAAAUUUCAAGGACCUUCAAACACAUUUGUAUAUUAUCACUGUUACUUUCUUUAUGCAUUGCUUUAAUGUGCGUUUUAUUCUGUGCUUCUGCGUAUUGUACGUGAGCUCAGGAAUUAAUUGUAUUUUGUGUGUGUGGUUGGUGUAUAUAUGUGACAUCAUUUGGGGGAACAGCAUUACUGUCCGCAGUAUUCACGCUCUCCAUCUGUUUGAAUUUGCACUUUCAGAGUUUUGCCUGGUUUUUCUUGUGGCCCAAAUUGAGCUUUAUAUCCACAUGAUCUCCAGUCCACCUACUGUACGCUGGAGAAUCAAGCUCCUCAGUGCUUCUUUGGCCGAAUGUAUUCAUUUGUGGGGCUUCAGAGCCUCUCAGGGCUUAAUGUCUUUAAGAAUUUAUUUUAUUUUUGGAAAAUAAAUGAAAUGUUACAAAUGAAAAUAA